CUGAAAGCACCCAGGUGUCAUCAUUCGAUGCUAGCUGCUAGCUCAUUUCACGUAAGCUCUGUCAAAUAGUUGAACGAGUAAUUUAACUUCUGCCCAACCACGCUUGCCCGAGUGGGUGUUUGCUGUUCAGCGGACGUGUCCAGCUGCUCGCGAGCUGUCGGUGCAGCAGCGGUAUCGGUUUGCUGCUCUGUGCUAAUUGUUAGCUAAGUGCUAACAACAGUGACAGCAGCCAACUUUACACGCGUCGACCGUUGCUGUCAUUUCAAGCAGCUGCACAUUAAUAGGGAUCACUGACAGCUCUCCCCAGCGAACAUCAUGGAGCUCCAGGCGGUGUUGAUGGCGGCUGGUGGGGGUUCUCGCAUGCCAGAUCUGACAUACAACACCCCCAAACCAAUGCUGCCUGUGGGCAACAAGCCCCUCAUGUGGUACCCGCUGAACCUGCUGGAGAGGGUGGGCUUUGAAGAGGUGAUCGUGAUCACCACCAAAGAGGUCCAAAGGAUGAUGGGCACAGACCCUAAAAUGAAGGACGUGAAGAUGAAACUGGACGUGGUUUGCAUCCAGGAAGACGGAGACAUGGGCACCGCAGACGCUCUCAGACACAUCCAGCGGAAGAUCAAGACGGACGUCCUGGUGGUGAGCUGUGACCUGAUAACAGAUGUGGCGCUUCACGAGGUGGUCGACCUGUUCAGAGCCCACAAUGCAACACUGGCCAUGCUGAUGAGCAACGCCCAUGAGUUCACAGAGACGGUCCCAGGCCAGAAGGGCAAGAAAAAGACAGGUGAACAAAGAGACUUUGUGGGAGUGGAUCAGUCAGGGAAGAGGCUGCUGUUCAUGGCCAAUGAGGCAGAUCUGGAGGACGGGCUGUCAAUUAGGAAGUCUAUGAUGAGGAAACAUCCCAGGAUGCACAUCAAAACGGGCCUCGUGGACGCCCACCUCUACUGUCUGAAAAAAGCAGUGGUGGACUUUCUCGCCGACAACAAGUCCAUCUCUUCGAUCCGCGGUGAGCUGGUGCCGUAUUUGGUGCGGAAGCAGUUUUCAAAAACAACCAACAGUCCCAAAAUCAAAGAAGACUCGGAGGACCAGAACCAGAAAACGGUCGACGGCUCCACCAGCCACGAGCUCCUCAUCUCCUCACGAGACGAGCUUCUCCUCCAGCUGGCCCAGGAGCGCUCCUGUUGGAACGACCACCGCGGGGACAUGAGCGAGGCUUACCACGGAGGAAAGCUCCGCUGCUACGUUCACAUCAUUGACCAGGGCCUUUGCUACCGCGUCAACACUUUAGCUGCUUACAUAGAAGCAAACCGGCUGGCCCCAAAGCUGUUUGAGGAGCCAGCAGUCCACCCAUCUGCUGUCAUUUCUGAGAGAUGUCAGAUGGGAUCAGACAGCAUCAUCGGAGCACUGUGCCAGGUAGCAGAUAAGACUUCCAUAAAGAGGUCCACCAUCGGAAACUCCACCACGGUAAAAGAGAAGGUCAAAGUCACCAACUCUAUCAUCAUGCACGGGGUUACCAUCGAGGAGGGGUGUAACAUCCAGGGCUGCGUGAUCUGCAGUAACGCCGUCAUCGGCCGAGGAGCAGACCUCAAGUACUGUCUGGUGGGAAGCGGACAACAGAUCGAACCAGAGGGUGAGCUCCACUAUCGUAAACACGUAAAUAAUAAUGGCUUUCUUUUCUCACAGCGAUGGUCAACACCCUCUCUUGUCUCAUUACCCCGGGAAGCUGAAAGUACAUUUUAGGUGUUUGGAUGUAGCAGAACAAACAGUAGUUGAUCAUUUUUGCGUCAUUGACAAUGAAAGAAAGGACAGAGUAAGCAAAGUAACAGAAACGCCUCACAUCAUAACACUUCAAACGACAGCCUACAAAUCAAUGCUAUCUUUUGAAGCCCGCGGCACUUCUCCUCUACUGACUCCAAUAAGGUGUUAAUGUGUGUGUGUGUGUGUGGUAUCUGGAAGUGCCAAGUGUUCAAGCCAACUAGGAACGUUUCUGAAUUCUGUGCGAUAGAGAUUUAUCAGAGAUUUUUUUAUUUUAUUUUUUUUUUUUUAUUUCCUUAAUCCUCUUGUCCCCAAAGCUG
Molecule: messenger RNA, 2069 nt
Organism: Anarrhichthys ocellatus (wolf-eel)
Lineage: Eukaryota; Metazoa; Chordata; Actinopteri; Perciformes; Anarhichadidae
Gene: eif2b3
Product: eukaryotic translation initiation factor 2B, subunit 3 gamma
Exons: 11
Coding region: 316-1734 (472 amino acids)
Biological process (GO): cytoplasmic translational initiation; biosynthetic process
Cellular component (GO): eukaryotic translation initiation factor 2B complex; guanyl-nucleotide exchange factor complex
Molecular function (GO): guanyl-nucleotide exchange factor activity; translation initiation factor activity
Source: RefSeq, a predicted model, not a curated record